UGCAUUUUUUUUUUCCCAGAUUUUUUUUUUCGAACAUUGACGCUUCCAAUAUACUCUUCCACGCUUCCCACUCGGAAUCUAAGCUUCCAACACGCUUCUAAAAGACUCAGUUUAGGAAUCGCGAUUCCAAGUCGAUUCCCGGCGAUUCCGCUCCCGUUUCCGAUUCCGGAGCGAGAAUCGACACCUCGCCAGCGAUUCUGCGUCUGCCUCCGAGCCUCUUUGCCUCUUACACCUUCACCUUCCCCUCUAUGCGUUGCCGUUUUGAUUCUUUUGAAAAGAAGGAGAAAAACAGAGGUCAUGCAAAAAAGAAACGAAGAAAGAUUGGCAGGUAGCCAACUAUCUCUGGAUCUGAUUGUUGAGAUCCUCAAGAAACUCCCAUCAAAGUCACUUGUAAGGUUUCGGUGCGUCUCGAAGGAAUGGUCAACCAUUAUCAGCAGCCGUAGAGACUUUAUCGAGGCGAUCGUGGCUCGAUCUUUAUUAGCUCAGCAGCAGCAGCAGCAGCAGCCUCCCCUGUUCGUCUUCCACCAUUGUGUGCCUGAACCUUUCUUCACACUCUCGUCUACUUUCUCUGAGAGCAUCAAAGAGGCGGUAUCAGUCUUUGCAUCACCCGGACCCGGCUGCACUUUGUUCGAGUAUCAGUACGUCAGAGGCUUGAUCUGUUGUUAUUCGACUUCUUAUCAGUUGUUUACGAUAUACAACCCUACCACGAGACAAUCCCUUCGUCUACCCCUGAUCGAAGACUCGGUGACAGAGUUCCGGCGAUAUAUCUGUCACUUUGGAUACGACGCUGUCAUGGAUCAAUACAAAGUUAUGUCCAUAGUUUUUGAUGUCCGAGAGUUUUCGCAGACAUUUCAUGUUUUCACAUUGGGACGGAGUCAACAAUCUUGGAGGAGAAUCAAAGGCAUUGAUGAUGAGAAACUCCUUCCAAGCGUUGACGCGGUUUGCAUCCACGGGACUAUCUAUUACGGAGCAACUAGGAUUACGAAAAAGGCCAACUGUGCUGAAACUGAUGACAGUCGGAGGACUUUCGACCGUGGUGAAACUGUAUUGCUCAGUUUCGACAUCAGGUCCGAAAGAUUCUAUCAUGUCUCGACUCCAGAGCCAAUGUUAAAAGCAUCGUCGUGUACCAUUGCAAGUAGUCGAACUCUUUUAAACCACAAAGGGAAGUUAGGAUGCAUUUAUUCCGGCAGAUACGAGACAUGUAUGUGGGUUAUGGAGAGUGCUCGGAAACAAGAAUGGUCCAAGAUUACUUUCGACUUGCCAGAACACCCAUUGGGUUGUUUAAAAGGUGCUUUCUCUGGAUUCUCAGGUGUCACCCCUGCUGGUGAGAUCUUCGCGACUCAAAAUACGUACUUCUUUCGUGAGCCCUUGUAUGUUUACUACUAUGACAUGAAUCGAAACUCCUUUAGAAGAGUUGAAAUCCAAGGUACUAGGCCGGAGAAAGUAACCAGGAAAAAUCGUUAUGCUGUUACCGUACUUGCGAUUCAUGAUCAUGUCGAGAACACAAUGUUGUUGUUGUUGUAGGAUUCAUGUGUAUUAAUAUUAAAAAGUCUUUUUAAUAUCCUUAUUUCUUUACUAUAUGGACAAUGGUUUAAUUGCAAGGUUAAUUCACAAAGCUUUUUUAGGUUGUAUA
This is a messenger RNA of Camelina sativa (false flax), 1633 nucleotides long. The record is from RefSeq and is a predicted model, not a curated record. Lineage: Eukaryota; Viridiplantae; Streptophyta; Magnoliopsida; Brassicales; Brassicaceae.